ACUGCAGCCCCCACAACAACUGCAGCCCCGACUACAACUGCAGCUCAAACAACAACUGAAGCCCUGACUACAACUGUAGCCACAACAACACCUGCAGCCCUUCCAAUAAUUGCAGCUCCCUCUACAACUGCAGCACCGACAACAACAGCAGCCUCCACUACAACUGAAACCCCCACUACAACUGUUGCUCAAACAACAACUGAAGCCCUGACUACAACUGCAGCCCCCACAACAACUGCAUCCCCCACAACAACUGUAGCCCCCAGAACAACUGAAGUCUUGACUACAACGUCAGCCACCACUACAACUGAAACCUUGACAACAACUGCAGCCCCCACAACAACUGAAGCCCUGACUACAACUGCAGCCCCCACAACAACUGAAGCCCUGACUACAACUGCAGCCCCCACAACAACUGAAGCCCCGACUACAACUGCAGUACCCACAACAACUGCAGCCCCCACAACAACUGUAGCCCCCAGAACAACUGAAGCCUUGACUACAACUGCAGCCUCCACAACAACUCAAGUCUUGACUACAACGUCAGACACCACUACAACUGAAGCCCUGACUACAACUGCAGCCCCCACAACAACUGAAGCCCUGAGUACAACUGCAGCCACCACAACAACUGAAGCUCUGACUACAACUGUAGCCCCCACAACAACUGAAGCCUUGGCUACAACUGUAGCCCCCACAACAACUGAAGCCCUGACUACAACUGCAGCCCCCACAACAACUGAAGCCCUGACUACAACUGCAGCCCCCACA
This is a messenger RNA of Conger conger (European conger), 771 nucleotides long. RefSeq lists its product as uncharacterized. The record is from RefSeq and is a predicted model, not a curated record. Lineage: Eukaryota; Metazoa; Chordata; Actinopteri; Anguilliformes; Congridae. The annotation marks the transcript as partial. The transcript has a single exon.